Darwinula stevensoni is the source of this 1504-nucleotide messenger RNA. Lineage: Eukaryota; Metazoa; Arthropoda; Ostracoda; Podocopida; Darwinulidae. The record is from the annotation of a GenBank genome assembly.
AACUUUUUUCUCCCCCUAUACCCCCAGGUAUUCUCUUGAGGGAAGGGAGCUGUUAAGAUUGAAUAAUAGCCACCCACAGGAAAAAUAAAGGAAGGAGAGAGAUCGUGGCUAGAUUCAUCUUUUACACAGGCUCCCGGUGAUAAUGACGCUGGCAACAAGCACGACGACUGUGACGAAGGCCCCAGAGGCAGGCCCUGACCUAGCUGGAUCCGAACCCCUCCAUCCGUAUAACACGAGGAGGAGAACGAAACGGGUCGCCUUCAAUCGCGUCGUGGACAUUCGCCUUUACGUCGUCCCUGACACCAACGCCAACAAUAUCCCUCAUCAUCAGAGGCGCCAUUGCAAUUAUCCUUUAGGUCUUCGACUGAAUCGGAAGCAACUGCGAGGCCUCACACAAACGGUCCUUCCUUCGAACAUCAUUCAAGUUCAGCCGCCUUGCAUCCCCAUGGAUGACAAGAGUGUCGAAAUCGGUCAACCCGAGGCGGGGAACGAGGAAGAAAUGUGCGGUAGGAGAAGGAAAGAAACAGAAGUGAUAUUGAAUCGAUUGGCAUCCGUUCAUCCCAGCUUCUUCGAGUGCCAUCGGUUCCUCAUGAGAGGGGAUGGGCCUCUUCCCUUCCACUAUCGCAACUAUCUCGCUCUCCUUGCAGUGGGAACAGGAGGGGGAGGAGGAGAAGAGUAUUUCUGUUUGGAGGGUCAAGAGGGGGAAUGGAUGAAGAAGGUUCCCUCCAUGGGAGAUCUUCCCCCAAAGCUCAGACCCCUUGCUCACUUCAAUCAUCUUCUCUCUCAUGCUCCAUGGACUUUGCAGGAAAGUAUCAAGGAGCUGAUCCGUGUGAGCUGGACCCUGUCAGAACUGGUGCAAGGAGUUGUGAUAAUGUGUCAUUUCCAUGCAUUGUCUUCCUUGGCAUCACCUGCUCUCUUCCUACUUCAAGAUGCCAGGAGGGGUUCAAGUGAUGAGGACAAAGAGAAUCGAUCAAGGCAAAAGAGGAUCUCAGGUAUGCAAGUCUUUCAGCCCGAAUCGCGUCCAGAACCUGCAUCCUUUGAUAAUGAAUCCUGUCCAACUUCCUUUAGAAUCCAGGAAUAUUCUUGGGAGGAGCAUGGAUUUUCAAUGGCCAGUCGACUGUAUUCAGAUGUUGGACCAUACUUAGAUGACAGAUUUUGUCAUGCUCUUGCCUUCCAGCGCAAGGAUCCCUUCCUCACUGCUAUAUGGAACCUCACUCUUGAUCUCUUUCAUAUCAGGCUGGAUGACUACGACUACAAGGAAAUCGAUACCUGCCUGACUGAGAGAAUGCAGCGAUUCAUCAAGAAAGCAGCCUUAUGUCCGAAGGAUUUGCAGCCAGAGGAUUUACACGAUAUAGGACUUGAGGAACUCAAAGUCAACCCGGACCAACUUCCUCGUAUUCACUUCGCAUUGCAACAGAUGAAGGUGUUGCUGAUCAUCAUGGAGGCUCGACUACAGGCAGAACUCCUACAUGCACUACGGGCCAUCACCGCCUUCACCACAUGA